This is a messenger RNA of Ascochyta rabiei, 988 nucleotides long. RefSeq lists its product as uncharacterized. The transcript has 2 exons. The record is from RefSeq and is a predicted model, not a curated record. The coding region runs from base 1 to 402 and encodes 133 amino acids. Lineage: Eukaryota; Fungi; Ascomycota; Dothideomycetes; Pleosporales; Didymellaceae.
AUGUCGAACAACCAGUACUCGCUCAACUACGCAAGCUAUAAUCGUAACACCACCGCUACGCACUUCCAAACCGUCAAUCCCUAUGCGGCUUUGGUGGCAACAGCGGGUCCUGAACACGACGGGAGGAGCUCCUCGUCAGGCUCAGCGCCUUCAAUUGGCAGCUCGUCGUCGCUCGUUGGCUACAAAGAUGCAGGUCCGUCCAGGUCGUACACACGGAGUUACAGCAGCUCAGGAUUGCUACAGCAGCACGUGAGGCAUCGGCUCACCUUGCGAGUCUCCCUUCUUGUGCCCACAGCUAAUCAUGAUAUAGGUCUCGUACCGCUCGCCCGAAAAGACCCAGAGCCUUGUCCCCGACGCCAACAGCGCACCCACUCGCAACGGCGAUGUGGUGUGCUUUGCUGAACAGGGCAUCCGCCACACUGCCGGUCGCACCUCUAUCAGCUCAGCUUUCCGUGCACUCGCUGUGCCUCAUCCUCUUCAGAGACCUCAUGCCUCUUCUCUGACCGGUGUUCCCGAGGCUCUUGCCGUCCAGGAGAUGGCCUUCCGCCAUGGCCAACGCAACAACAGCAGCACUUUCAAUGACAUUCCAGCUAACCCCUUCGCGAAGCAGUUCGAUCAGCUAUGGGCAACUUUCUACAAGCUUGGCAAGGAGUGCAGUACUCGACCGGUCUCCCCUCCUGCCAACUUAUACUGUCAGAAUUUUGCUUGGCCUGUCCUCAUCAAUCCUCACACGCAGUCUCUGGAGCACCCCAACGGCUCUCUCGAUCCCGCUUGGACUGGCAAGAUGAUUCACAUUGCUCUCAACUGUAUGGAGGAACUCAUUCGCAUUACUUGCCGCCGCAACAUGGGCUGGGAAAAGUUGGUCGCUGACAUCCCAUUGCCGGCGCAAGAGGCUUUGAUGGCUUUCCCUGACCUUGCUCAGCGCUACGAGCGCCUCAAGCGCGACGCUAAGGAAGCCCGUGCUGGAGGUCGUCCAUACGGCUACUGA